This is a messenger RNA of Odontomachus brunneus, 4528 nucleotides long. RefSeq lists its product as uncharacterized. Gene Ontology annotation, cellular component: membrane. The record is from RefSeq and is a predicted model, not a curated record. The coding region runs from base 225 to 3563 and encodes 1112 amino acids. Gene Ontology annotation, biological process: calcium ion import across plasma membrane. The transcript is spliced from 13 exons. NCBI's taxonomy places the organism in Eukaryota, Metazoa, Arthropoda, Insecta, Hymenoptera, Formicidae. Gene Ontology annotation, molecular function: protein binding; calcium channel activity.
UCAAUGGAGUCGACCGCGAGUAGCCAUACGACCAAGUGGCUUUUCGCUCCAUCGCGACGGAAAUGGCGUGCUGCUCGACCUUGAGAACCGGAAACGCUCGAGAGUCGAGCCCUCGCACGGGCGGCGUAGGCUGACAUAAGGGCGACAACGGAGACGGAGGACGGGACGAGCCGACAGCUUCCGCAGCUCUCGGCGCUUGCCGACGAACAAGAGGAUAUGUCUGAAUGGGUGGUGUUUGCUCAUGCCGCGGUCGCGGCAGUCAGCUCAACGCCGGCUCGAUCCUCGACCGCGUGAUCAGCCAGGCGAGCAACGAGGACCAGUGCUUGCUGUACCGGUUGGCAAACUACAAAAAGGGCGGCGAACUAAUAGAAGCGUACAACCAAGGAGGUCAACCGGAGGUCGAGAAGCUCAUCAGGGAGCAAUUCGGCAUCCUGCUGUACGCGGACGGCAAGGGUCAGACGAUCAACCGCGCCGAGUAUCUACGUUGGAAGUUCCGCGACCUGGAGCAAGUCGUGCUACCGAUCGAGGCUUCAUUGUCGCGCUUCGACCCGUUGGCGCAGUGGCACGACCACGAAGCCUGCUGGCAGAUGCAGUACAGGGGUUCAUUGGGCGAGACCCUGCUGCACGUGCUCAUCAUAUGCGACACGCGUAUGCACACCAGGAUAGCGCGCACGUUGCUCAAAUGCUUCCCGCGACUUGCCAUCGACGUGGUGGAAGGUGAGGAGUAUCUCGGCGCGAGUGCCCUUCAUCUGGCGAUCGCCUACAGCAACAACGAGCUCGUGCAGGACCUGGUCGAAGCGGGCGCGAUCAUCUCGCAACGGGCUAUCGGCAGCUUCUUCCUGCCCAAGGACCAGCAGAGGAUGAAUCCCGCCAGGAACACCGAUUACGAGGGACUCGCCUAUCUGGGGGAAUAUCCGCUCGCGUGGGCCGCAUGCUGCACCAACGAGAGUGUUUACAACCUGCUGCUCGAUUCCGGCGCGGAUCCUGACGAGCAAGAUUCUUUCGGGAAUAUGAUUUUGCACAUGGUGGUAGUGUGCGACAAAUUGGACAUGUUCGGUUAUGCCCUGCGACAUCCCAAGCUUCCCGCUCGCAACGGAAUCGUGAAUGCCGCAGGCUUGACCCCAUUGACACUCGCCUGCCAGCUGGGGCGUGCCGAGGUCUUCCGUGAGAUGCUGGAGCUGUCCGCACGGGAGUUUUGGCGUUACAGUAAUAUCACCUGCUCGGCGUACCCUCUCAAUGCCCUCGACACGCUGCUCCCGGACGGCAGAACAAACUGGAACUCCGCGCUAUUUAUCAUUCUGAACGGCACGAAGGAGGAGCACUUGGACAUGCUGGACGGUGGUAUUAUUCAGCGAUUACUCGAGGAAAAAUGGAAGACCUUCGCGCGAUUGCAGUUCCUGAAGCGAUUGAUUAUCUUGGUGUUUCACCUGGCCUCGCUGUCCUUAGCCGUGUACUUCAGACCCGCGGACAUGGACGCCGUGUUGCUGCAGUGGCCCGAGGAGAUAACGGACGUCGUACGUAUCGCGGCGGAGUGCAGCACCGUGCUGGGCGUGCUGAGUUACAUCCUGGUGCAACUGGGCGGCGAGAUGAUCAACAUCGGUCCCUUGUCGUUCCUGAAGCAACUGAGCCACGAACCGGCCAAGUUGAUAUUCGUGAUCAGCAAUCUGCUCAUUCUCGCGUGCAUUCCAUGUCGUAUCGCCGGCAAUCGGCACGCGGAGGAUGCGAUACUGGUGUUCGCCGUGCCGGGCUCGUGGUUUCUUCUCAUGUUUUUCGCCGGAGCUAUCCGACUGACCGGCCCGUUCGUCACGAUGGUGUACAGCAUGAUAACGGGUGACAUGCUGACCUUCGGCAUCAUCUACACGAUCGUGCUCUUCGGGUUUUCACAAUCGUUUUAUUUCCUCUACAAGGGAUUCCCAGGCGUGAAAUCGUCCCUCUACCAUUCCUAUCCUUCGACCUGGAUGGCGCUGUUUCAGAUAACCCUGGGCGAUUAUAACUACGCGGAGCUGAGUAACCUAACCUAUUCCAACUUGAGCAAGACUGUCUUCGCGAUCUUCAUGGUGCUGGUGCCGAUAUUGUUGCUCAACAUGUUGAUCGCAAUGAUGGGCAAUACGUACGCGCACGUUAUCGAGCAGAGCGAAAAGGAAUUUGUCAAGCAGUGGGCCAAAAUCGUGGUAUCUUUGGAACGCGCCGUGUCGCAGAAGGACGCCCAUAAUUAUCUACAGGAAUACAGUAUCAAGCUGGGACCGGGCGACGAUCCGAAUAAUCCCGCGUCGGAGCAGAGAGGGGUGCUGAUUAUUAAAAGUAAAUCGAAAACCAGAGCGAAGCAGCGCAAGGGCGCCGUAGCUAAUUGGAAGCGAGUCGGAAAAGUCACGAUAAACGAGCUGAGAAAACGAGGCAUGACUGGCGAGGAGCUACGGCGUAUAAUGUGGGGUCGCGCAUCCUUCUCCACUCCUGUGCGAGUCAGUGUUCCCAAUGUCGACCAGCCGCAAGUGUCGGCAGUUACUGCAGGUUUUGGUGAUGCGCUAACCGCAGCUUUGGACGUAAUGGCCUUUGCACAUGACUUUGACUUAUCCACCGCGACGGAGGGCAUACCGACCAAUAUCGAUGCGAAACAGGCGAAAACGACAGAACCGAAAGCCGUUCCCGACGAGCAGACGAGAACGACCCAGAAUAAUCCGGAGGCGACGACGGGUGUCCAACCGCAUAAACAAUCCAUCGGGGAGGAAACUAAGUUAUCAGAUCUCACGGAUCUAAUUGAUAAGUCCGCCGAUCCCGGGUGCGUGGAAGCGACGAAUGUGAAGAACGCGAGUCAUGUAGAAUCAACGGCGCAAGAGGAAGCUCCAGUCGAGGAUCCAUUCCUGGAGCUCGCUAUUGCCUCUGAGACGGAAGAUUACGACACUUUAUUGCAAAUGGCCAAGUCCGCCUUAGCUACUAGCGAGGCCUCGAUGGUAGCCGCGGUCGACCCACAAAUUUUAGCGCACUUCACCAUGAUCGCUCCGCCACCAGUCGUUGAGAAACCCGUCAUCGUUAAGAAACAAUACUUCGUGGAAUCCAGUGACAACGAUCUCGGCGGCGACAAUCUGCUCGGCACCGAAGCUCGCAUUCGGAGGAUAAAGUCGGCGAAUAGCAGAUUCGUCAUCACGUCGAAGCGAUCGCGCCGUGACAACGAUGAUGACAGUUCCUCGUCCGCCACUUCCAUCGAUCGAAGUCAACAACGCUAUCGACCGCUGCUGAAUGAUCCGGAAGAAAAUCUGACGAACCGUGUCGAGACCGAAGGACGAACAACUUCCGUCGAAACAAUUAAGCCGGAGGUCAAGCAGAACGGCGGUGUUUCCAAGCCGUCGGAUAAAGUCCAGAAACGUCGACCGAAAACGGCCAAGAACAGGGUAUCGCCUAAGGAAGUAGAGGAGUCGACGAGGAGAAGGGAGUCGAUCGAGCGGAAUAAGGCGGCUUCUUCACCACCGGCGUCGCCCUCGGAUCCGCUCGAGCCAUGGAGCACGCGUGGCAUUACCGACAUGAACACGAUAUUGGCCUGGCGGGAGAAUGCACCGGACAGUCCUUAAUAUGACUUUAUGACAUUUCACACCGCGACCUCCGGCGACCGAUUACGCCGACGCCACGCGCGACACAAGCACGCACAUGGUCACGCACAAAGCGAUUUCACGCUUGGCGUGGAGUCGAGAUGAAUUUCGAAAGUCGCAAUUUUGAAAAUUUUCAAUUUGUUCAAGCAGAUUUCGUGCGUAUUCUUCUAGUUUAGCAUUACGAUGAGUAAUACUACUGAUUCGAUCCAAUUCUAUAAUCUAUAUAGCUCAAAAGUAACUGAUAGCAAAGUGAGGUCAGACAGCGAUUUAUAUUUUGACUGUGCAUCUCACGUUAAAUUUCACGGUAAAUCGGUCAAGCUUGUACGAGGAGAGAAUUUCGCAGUAAAAAAUCACUAUAAAAUUUUCUAUCCUUUCAGUUCAUACACGAAGAAAGCUAACUUGUUUGGUGACUACACGUCCCGAAUUUUUUUGAGUGCUAUUCAGGACAUCGAUUUGUCAUCAAUUUCAAUAAUUGUCAAAUAAUUUUCGGAUCUUUUUAUCCCCUUCCCCCGGUUUCACACAUUUAUGAAGUGUGCCGAAUUCAGGGCUGGGAAAUCUGGUCACCUUACAUAUACCGCGAGGAGAAACGAUUACCUACGAAUAAACGAUUAAAUGACGUCUUCACGAUACGCCCCGGCGAUCGCACAUCACUAUUCUCGACACUCCCGAGACUUAUGAACGCGCGAGACUCACUUUCGACGGGUUAAAGACGCGUAAAAUGCAGAGCGAUGUCGAUCGAUGUGUUACACGGCGGUUACUCGAUGCAGAAAGAUCGAGAAUCAAGAUGGUCGCGCGAUUCUUGAAUCGUGCUGAAAAUAUACGCGUAAUAUGUAUGAACGGCGCCGAAAAGAACGCGCUCUAUGAGAUACUUCUCUCUCCAUAUCUCUUUUCCUAACAAGUUGACGCAAUCGCCCGAAUAUUCCGCAUCUCUCUCUCUCUCUCUCUCU